UAUGCGACCGGCAGGGAUCAAGUAAAUUGGAAGUAAUAUGGAAGACCUUUUGCAGGAACUUGGAUUGGAGGAAUUCGUGGAUGCUUUUGUGGCAAACAAUGGUAGAAAGUUCCAUCAAGCAGUUCUGCGAAGGGUUGGGCCCGAUGUACGAUCAAGUCAAACGCAGCCCGGGUGCAACAGCACAACUGUUCGUCUACACAAAUAACAACCUGAGGAAGGCUGAUCUGAAGAAAACAUACACCAUCACCUACUCACUGGAGGGGAGUAACAACAGGACACAAGAAGAGGACACAAUGUACAGCUUCGAGACUUUCUUACUUGAAUGUGAAGCGAACUCAACGGGAGUUUCUUUGAGUGAAGUUCUUGAGUUCUGGAUAGGUGCAGAAGAUAUCCCACCGUAUGGCUUCCAGAUGCCUCUGCUGAUAGAUUUCUACAGCACCACUCCUGGAAUCAGGCAUCUGCCAAGUGCCCACACUUUCAUGCCUGUUCUUUGGUUGCCAGGGGUAUUGGAGAUCCUGAUGAUCUGAGAGGAAUGAUGGUGCAGGCAAUACAGAACUGCCACGGUUUCGGGAAAAUUUAAGGAGGAUAUUAUACAAGUUUAACAGUAAAGAGAUUAAAUUGAUGAAAAACUGCUAAAUUCAAAACUUGUAAAACAGGGGUCCGUGUGAUUUCGUUUUCUUUAUAAAGCAGCUUUGACGUUCAUUUCCACAUGAUUGUCUGUCUACAUUGGUCAACUUACAGCAGAUAAUUUCCCAAACUUAAUUUUUAUGUCUAGUCUAAUUUGUUGAGCAACCAUUCGAAGGGUUGUACACCUUCUGCGACAGUAGAAGGCAUUGCGUUUGAGUGAAUCAACAUUAAAUCAUUGCAGACUGAAGCGAAUUACACAGUGCAUCCUUCUGGUGGCGGUGGAGUUGUAAAUUCUACCUUUAUUUGCUGCAGUUCUUGACGUGGGACUGGAAUACUAUAAUUGUGUGUCCCUGAAAGUAUAAAAAAACACAUAAUUCACUCACAAGAGUAAUCAUCCCUUUACAUUUAUGUACCUGACGCCGUAAGUAAAUCUGCUGGCAUCUUGAAGAGGGAAAAAGAAGGACUUGGGGUUAGUUGUUCUUCCAAAGUUGACACUUGUGCUCACAUGGGAAGAUAUACUCACCGUAUACUUGUGGCAAAAAAUAAAAAAUAUCAGGCUUUGCAGGCAAGGCUUCAACACCUAGGGAUGCCCUGACAUAAUGCUAGUUCCACUCCUUUCGCACGUCAUCCAACUCAGAUCAUUGAAUAAUCCUGUUGAAGCAGAACCUCAGACAUUCCCUGUAAUUCAAUAUGUGGUGAUUUAUAAAUGAUACAUUCAGCGUAUGUAAAUCGGCACGGUAUUAAUUGUCUACCUCGAUGUUAACAUGCUGUAUAAAAGUCUGACGAAUACGGGGUAUCCUGUCCGCCUCCAAGAUUUUGCGACACGUUGAUCAUUCACAAUGCACGAAAUCUGUCGACCAUUUCCACACGCUCAACGAGUCGACAGAAUUCACGCACUGUGAUUGGUCCAUGCGUUGCAAACUCUUGGAGUCGCACUGACGUGAAUCGCCAGUAUUGUUUGCAGGUUUAUCGAAUUACAGCAGGUCAUUUCUGAAUUCCAGACUCGUAAUUUCUAAAUUGUACCGAAUGGAUUUAAAUGUAGACGUAACUAAGCAAUAUUUAGUUUGUGUAUUGUUACAGAUAAGGAAACAAAUUUAACAUGCAGUAAAAUUUCACAAAGGACAUUUUUCGAAAGAAAUUUUUACCCCAGAAUUGUACAUAGAUAACAGUAAGCGGAAAAGUACUUACAAAUGUAGAGGGGAAGUGCAUUCAAGUUGAUCCCGGUUUACCAACUGCCGAAAAAUGUCGACCCAAAAAUGUCCCAUCAUUUCGAAAAGAGUUCGCCAAAUGCGUUCUAUGCGCUGAGAAUGAAAAAAUAGAACAAGAAGCGAUUACAUACUCUCUUGAUUACAGUUAAGGAUGUAUGUUUGUUGGAACUUAUGCAUGUAGAUUGUUGAAAGUCGAAGUCGAAAUGAUGUAGUGAUAAAUCGAAACUCCAUAAUAGUUCCUAGACUUUUUAAUAGAAGCCAGCUUAUGCAGGUACGUUGGCUAUCACGACCCCAACAGGUAGGAUUGCAUGGCAUAAGUUGUUUUACAUAAAGAAAGAUUUGAAUUUAGCACCUGGUUAUAACGAGAGGUGCUCUUUAUUACACAUGGCCCUUCCUGUCCGCCAUACACAGAAUGGAUGGCAACUAGUAUGUCAUCAAUGAAGACAUUCUCUGUCCCUCUAUCCGUUUGGAUACAGCGCGGAGCUCCUAUGAUGUUCAACAAGUACAGGAAUGGAAAAGUGUCAUAUGGAAGCAUGUCAAUACAGUAAAAACUUUUAUGCUACGAUGUUCUGUCUAAGGGUUACAACUCUCUUUUUUUUUGCUUCACGUAGUUCUGUAGAAAGAAAAAUCAGAGUGAUAGCACAUACGGGCCUAUACCUCCGAAAGUAAUUAAUUCAUGUGGUAAUAAUGUACAAGACAGUUGUGACAAACCAAGGAGAGCUUUGUAUUGGCUGAUGUAGUUGUACCUUGAAAUCACAGUCAGUUAUUGUAGUGCUAUAUUUUAAU
This is a messenger RNA of Acanthaster planci (crown-of-thorns starfish), 2621 nucleotides long. RefSeq names its product transmembrane protein 161B-like. Lineage: Eukaryota; Metazoa; Echinodermata; Asteroidea; Valvatida; Acanthasteridae. The record is from RefSeq and is a predicted model, not a curated record.